AUGGUGCCGCUCAGCGAGGUGGUGACACCUGGCGAUUCUGGCAUCGCCGCGAAGCAUCCCGACCGCCGGCCACGACUUCCAUCGCAGUCGCCCGUUCUGACCUAUCGCAUCUCGCCCGACUCCGAACAUUCGCCGCAUUGCCCCUCACGCACCGCCAAACUGGCUGCCCCGCGCCGUGUCCUGGGAGCCUUGAAUUCCCGUCUCUACCCCUCUCGCUCCCAUUCCCGGGCCUUUAACUCCGCAUUCGUCACCGUGGCUCCCUCACGCCCAACCUCUCGUCUGAAUCUCUUUUCUGGACACCUCGACUCCAGACCAUUCCUCGAGCUCAACACGCCCUUCUCCACCGAGCGCAGUGCACAUCUCGAAGACGACCAGGGCAAUCCAGCACAACAUCCACCACGGCCUGAGGAAGCGAUUCAACAGGAGCCACCCAAGAAGAUGUCUAGCCAGCCACCGCACCCCGCCCUGCUCAUUCCAGGCCCAAUUGAGUUCGACGAUGCUGUGCUCCAGUCCAUGAGCCACUACAGUGAAUCCCACGUCGGCGCCCCAUUCGUAAGCACAUUCGGCGAUGUUCUGUCCAACCUGCGCAAGCUCUUCCAGACCACCGACCCCGCCUCACAACCCUUCGUUCUCUCCGGUUCCGGCACGCUUGGCUGGGACCAGGUCGCCGCGAACCUCACCGAGCCCGGCGAGGAGGCGCUCGUCCUACACACCGGAUACUUUGCCGACUCGUUCGCCGACUGCUUCGAGACGUAUGGCGUCAAGGCAACACAGCUCAAGGCACCCAUCGGCGACCGGCCGCAGCUCGCUGAGGUUGAGAAGGCACUCAAAGAGAAGAAGUACAAGGUCCUGACCGUCACCCACGUCGAUACCAGCACUGGCGUGCUGAGCGAGAUCAAGGCGCUUAGCGAACUCGUGCACAAGGUCAGCCCGGAAACCUUGGUCGUCGUGGACGGUGUGUGCAGUGUCGGCGGCGAGGAGAUCAAGUUCGACGAGUGGAAGCUCGAUGUCGUUCUCACAGCUACGCAGAAGGCCAUUGGCUGCCCCGCCGGUCUCAGCGUGCUCAUGGCUUCUGGCCGUGCUAUCGACGCUUUCAAGGCGAGGAAGACGAAGCCUGCUUCCUACUUCGGAUCAUGGAAGAAUUGGCUGCCUAUCAUGCAAAACUACGAAGCCAAGAAGCCCUCUUACUUCGCCACACCCUCCCCUCAGCUCAUUCACGCUCUCGACACCGCCCUCAAGCAAAUCCUUUCGCGACCCCUCGAGGAGCGCUUUGCCGCCCACAGGGAGGCAUCCCAGAAGGUCAAGAAGGCAAUUGCCGACCUUGGCUUGAAGCAGCUUGCCUCCAAGCCUGAGAACCAAGCCAACACCAUGACGGCCAUUUACCUUCCCGAGGGUGUUACGCCACCAGACGUCGUUCCUAGCCUCCUAAAAAGGGGCGUUGUUUUCGCGGGCGGUCUGCACAAGGAGAUUGCCACCAAGUACAUCCGAUUUGGUCACAUGGGCGUCAGCGUCACAGAUCCGAACCGGGGCGAUCUGACCCUGGCCAUCAAGUCACUGAAAGAGUCGCUUGCUGAGAUUGGCAAGGCAUGAAAAGCCGCAAAUAGAACAGGAAGUGUAUAACAAAAUAGACUUGAUCCUUAGUACAUUGGAAGC
Molecule: messenger RNA, 1653 nt
Organism: Paraphaeosphaeria sporulosa
Lineage: Eukaryota; Fungi; Ascomycota; Dothideomycetes; Pleosporales; Didymosphaeriaceae
Product: purine catabolism protein pucG
Exons: 4
Coding region: 1-1590 (529 amino acids)
Cellular component (GO): peroxisome
Molecular function (GO): L-alanine:glyoxylate transaminase activity; L-serine:pyruvate transaminase activity
Source: RefSeq, a predicted model, not a curated record